CUCAUUUUAUUUCUUAGUUUAGCACUACAAAACAAACCAAAACCUUUGUUUCUCAACCUGUCUCUUACGUUAUUAUUAUUGUUAUUAUUCAAUUCCAAUUGAAUUGAACCUCACAACUCCCCCUCAUCUGAGCAUUGAUUGUUACAUCAAGCUGUUUAAUAUUAAUGUGAUAUUAUAGUAACUAAUCGUGAAUCAUUCUGAAAGUAGUAAAAGGGAGAUGGAGGGAGAGGGAAAUAGUGGUAAGUCGCUGAUGGAAGACCUGCUUGGUCUUUUAAGAAUUCGCAUCAAGCGUGGCGUCAAUCUCGCCGUUCGUGAUGUCAAUACCAGCGAUCCAUAUGUGGUUGUUAAGAUGGGAAAGCAGAAACUCAAGACUCGUGUCAUUAAAAAGGAUAUUAAUCCUGAGUGGAAUGAAGACCUUACAUUAUCUGUCACAGAUCCUGUUCUUCCAUUCAUACUGACUGUGUAUGACCAUGACACAUUUACCGCAGAUGAUAAAAUGGGAGACGCUGAAUUUGACUUGUCGCCAUACAUAGAUGCUUUAAAGAUGAACUUAGCAGACAUCCCAAACGGUACUGUAAUAACCAGAAUACAACCGAGCAGACAAAACUGCUUGGCAGAGGAGAGUUGCAUCACUUGUACCGAUGGCAAAAUUGUUCAAGAUGUUGUCCUUAGAUUGAGAAAUGUCGAAUGUGGUGAACUGGAAAUUCAAUUGCAAUGGAUUGAUCUUCCUGGUUCCAAGGGUUUAUGAUCUUCUUUUUUUCUUUUAUUAAAUAACUGCUACUUCAUGCACUUUCUAUUUUUUCAUUCUCCUUUCUUUCUUACAUGUUUUCUUCUUUCAACUACGACUUAGCUUCUUCUCAAUGUAUUUUAUCAUGUUAUUUACUUAUAUAUAUACAUAAUUAAAGGAAACUCA
Messenger RNA from Cicer arietinum (chickpea), 913 nucleotides. RefSeq names its product protein C2-DOMAIN ABA-RELATED 4. Lineage: Eukaryota; Viridiplantae; Streptophyta; Magnoliopsida; Fabales; Fabaceae. The record is from RefSeq and is a predicted model, not a curated record.